ACAACACGAGGUGAUGCUACGCGUUCGGACCGGUUACUACGAUUCCAUCGUUGCUGCGAGAGCUCCAAGGUGUCCUCUUUCGUAUAUUUAGGUGUAGUCUGGUGUUUGGCAUAUUCAACUUUCUGCAUCCUCGUCUUCCCCUCACUCAGCUCGCAAUUGAACAUCCAGGACCCGUCUCCUCCUGAAAAGCUCCCCAAGUGAACAAGAACAACCACAAUGGCGGCCCCCCAAGAAGCCACCUACCCUCGCCCUGACUUCGAGCGCAGUCCCCUACGCUGGGAAUCGCUCAAUGGGCCGUGGGACUUUCUCUUUGACGACGACGACAGAGGUCUCUCGGCCAACUGGCACCGCAUGAGCCUGCCGGACGAGGUCGGCGUCACCACCACGGCGGCGCUGGACAGCGUCAUCCCGACCAACGACUCCAUCACGCGCAACAUCGUAGGCGACACGCUGAGCCUCAUCGAGAACAAUACCUUUUCCACGGCCGCGCGAGCGUCUAACUUCAAGACCACCAUCACCGUGCCCUUCGUCUUCCAGGCCCCCGCGUCCGGCAUCAACGACCGCGGCGUCCACGAGGUGCUGUGGUACGAGCGCGCCAUCGCCGACCUGCGCUCCGACGACGAGAAGCGCCAGGGCCAUCGCCUGCUGCUGCGCUUUGGCGCUGUGGAUUACAUCGCCACCGUCUGGGUCAACGGGGAGCACGUCGGUGGCCAUCGUGGCGGCCAUGUUCCCUUUGAGAUUGACGUCACCGACGCCCUCGCCGCCAACCCUGGAGGCGCAUCUCACCGGCUGACGGUGCGUGUAUACGACUCUGCAUAUGACCUCACGCAGCCGCGAGGGAAGCAGUACUGGGGCGCAAAGCCCGAGAGCAUCUUCUAUACUCCCUCUGGUGGCAUCUGGCAGUCCGUCUGGCUGGAGGUGGUCCCCGCGGCGCGCAUCGCCGACAGUAGCUACGGCACCGUCAUCAAGUCCAACGACAUCGAGUCUGGAACGCUGCGCAGCACCGUCGCCGUCUUGGGCAGACGUGUUGGUCAGAGCUGCAGCGUUGAAAUCGAGGCCAGCUUUGCUGGAGUCCCUGUUGGCAAGUCUUCAAAGCAGGCGCUGGCCCGCGAGAGCGAUGCGGUCUUGGUGGAGCUGGACCUGCGUCUGACGGAGGCGCAGAGAUCCAGCCUCCCCCAGUCGGUACUCCAGGACGCUCCUUUGGCCGACGACUCCUGCUGGCGGGAUGGUGUCGCGCUCUGGUCUCCCGAGCACCCCCAGCUGUACGACUUGGUGAUCCGGCUCCUGGACGAGUCUGGAAAGACGCUCGACGAGGUCAAGACAACCACCGGGAUGCGAUCCAUCAACUGGACCAAGGGCGACGGCCUGUGGCGCCUCAACGACAAGCCGUACUUCCAGGCGCUCUGCUUGGACCAGGGCUACUGGCCAGAGACGUUCAUGACGCCCCCGACGGCCGACAGCCUCAAGGUCGACAUCCAGCUGGCCAAGAAGAUGGGCUUCAACGGCUGCAGGAAGCACCAAAAGGUCGAGGACCCCAUCUUCUACUACUGGGCCGACAAGCUGGGCUACUUGGUCUGGGGCGAGAUGGCCAACGCCUACCAGUUUAGCCAGGAGUAUGUCGACCGUUUCAACGCCGAGUGGACUGAAGCUGUCAAGCUUGUCAUUAACCGACCGUCCAUUGUGACGUGGACCCCGGUCAAUGAGAGUUGGGGCUACACUUCUCUCAAGGACAAUGUCGACCAGCGUAACCACAUCCGUCAGCUUUACUACCUGACCAAGUCUCUCGAUAACACCAGGAGCAUCAACGACAACUGCGGAUGGGAGCACGUCAUCACUGAUCUUUCGACCUUCCACGACUACAGCGACGGCCCGGAACUCGAAAAGACCUGCGCCAGUCUCGAGGCCAUUCUUGACAAAAAGGCGGAUCGACUCGUCUUUGUAGCUCCCAUUGACGGCGUCGAUCCCGGCGCCAAGCACCAGCCCGGUGCGCCAGUGAUGAACACUGAAUUUGGCGGCGUCAACAUCGCGCCGGCCAAGCAACCCGAAACCGACGACGAGAAGCGCGACUGGGGAUACACGACUGCGACUGACCCCGAGGACUUACUGAAGCGAAUUGAGCGCCUGGUCAAGGGCGUGACGAAUGGAGGCCACUGCUGUACCUUUGUGUACACUCAGCUGGCGGAUAUUGAGCAGGAGGUCAACGGCGUGUAUACGUUUGACCGCCAAGAGAAGCUGGACUCGACGAAGGUCAAGGCGAUGAUUAAUGAGGCGGUGCAGGCGUUCUACGACAGGGUUAACAAGCACUAAGUGGCUGAACGGAACUUGGUAGGGACAAGAGCCGGAGGUUUCUGGUCUAGCCGAGUAUGAUUGAAUGAUAAUAUGCAGAGACCGAAAUAUAGAUGGUCUUUUCAGGUGUUGGGUCCAUUUCAAAU
Ilyonectria robusta is the source of this 2432-nucleotide messenger RNA. RefSeq names its product family 2 glycoside hydrolase. The transcript has 3 exons. NCBI's taxonomy places the organism in Eukaryota, Fungi, Ascomycota, Sordariomycetes, Hypocreales, Nectriaceae. The record is from RefSeq and is a predicted model, not a curated record. Gene Ontology annotation, biological process: carbohydrate metabolic process. Bases 217 to 2307 code for a protein of 696 amino acids. Gene Ontology annotation, molecular function: hydrolase activity, hydrolyzing O-glycosyl compounds.